Molecule: messenger RNA, 261 nt
Organism: Fusarium venenatum
Lineage: Eukaryota; Fungi; Ascomycota; Sordariomycetes; Hypocreales; Nectriaceae
Source: RefSeq, a predicted model, not a curated record
AUGCAACUGCAUGAGAUUCUGCCUGCCUAUGAACAUCUCUCAUUGACUACAAGCUUAGUCGUCUCUUCCAAUUAUUUGAAGUCUUGGUACCUACUAGUACCGUCACUCGGAAGUUCCGAACUCCUUCCUAUGAAUGCCGAUCAAGCUUGUAACAGUAUCCACGGUACUGCUACCAACUAUGAAGGAACCAUCAGCGUAUCGGAAAAGCUGGCUGCUGUUAGCAUAAGGGAUGAAAUGAGUACGCCAGUUUAUGUCAUUUAG